AUGAAGUUCUCUCUCGCCCUCCUUGCUGCCGGCCUCGUUGCCGCCCAGGACUUCUCCGGACAGCCUGACUGCGCCAUCCCCUGCCUUCGCGAUGCCAUCCCCAAGGUUGGCUGCGCCCUGACCGACACUGCCUGCCAGUGCGCCUCCGACAAGCAGGAGGCCCUCGUCCCCGUCGCCGCUCCCUGCCUGCUCUCCGCCUGCAGCUCCGCCGACCUGGGUAAGGCCCAGGCCGCUGCCGCCGCCGCUUGCCAGAAGUUCCUGGCCACCGCCAGCGGCUCCACCAAGCCUACCGGCUCUGCCGCCUCCGCCGCGUCCUCCGCUGCCGGCGCUCUCUCUUCUGCCGCCGCCUCCGUCAGCGCCUCUGCCUCCGCUGCCAUCACCUCCGCCGCCUCUGUUGCGUCUUCCGCUGCCUCCGUCGCUUCCUCUGCUGCCUCCGUUGCCGCUUCCGCCUCCCGCAACGCGACUGCUUCCAGCACCACCCUCUCCGGCAGCCGCACUCCCUCUGCCUCCGCCACCGGCACCGGUGCCAGCGCUACUGCCUCUGCUACCGGUGCCGCCGGCCAGGCUACUGCUGCUGUUGGCGGUGUUGCCGUUGCUGCUCUGUUCGGUAUCGUUGCCGCCCUCUAA
Molecule: messenger RNA, 627 nt
Organism: Colletotrichum siamense
Lineage: Eukaryota; Fungi; Ascomycota; Sordariomycetes; Glomerellales; Glomerellaceae
Exons: 2
Coding region: 1-627 (208 amino acids)
Source: RefSeq, a predicted model, not a curated record